Messenger RNA from Coprinopsis cinerea okayama7#130, 501 nucleotides. RefSeq lists its product as hypothetical. The coding region runs from base 1 to 501 and encodes 166 amino acids. NCBI's taxonomy places the organism in Eukaryota, Fungi, Basidiomycota, Agaricomycetes, Agaricales, Psathyrellaceae. The record is from RefSeq and is a predicted model, not a curated record. The transcript has 2 exons.
AUGCCAACAACUACGAUCCCACCAUUCGGCUCCCCCCUAUCCCACAAAUUCCCCCAAAGCAUCCCUCUCCCUCCUAAACCCUACGACGCAGUGAUAGAUACCGCCUUCCACGAUGCCUACGCUAGUUGUGUGCACCACGAAGCUUACGCCCACUCCGUCCAACACGAAGCCAACGCUACCAGCAACGUCACGAGCAACGACGACGCGCUCCGACUCAUAUGGCCCCGCUUACUCGGUUUUCUAAUCCUCGAAGCUCCCACAGAUGUGGGGAGGAACGCGAUGGCAGGGGAGAUAUUAGAAUGUCAAGGCGACCCAGAGAAGAUGGACGCGUUAGCACGGUUUUAUAUGGACCAUCUGAUUCGGUCCGAUCAGCCAGACCGACAACACCUCCACCCUCUCAUGACGAGGACUCGUUCGAAGAACACAGCAGCUCAGCCUCCUUCGUCGCGCGUGCGGUCGAGUCUGAACCACGAGAUCAUCAAGCUGCUAAGAGAUCCGUGA